AUUUCCCAAUCAUUUCGUGAUCAGAAACAAAUUGAAUCGUUUAUACGACGAAAUAAUUUGCUCAAAAUUAUAGAAGGAGCAACUGAAAAAUUUAUAAAAAAGUAUAGCGAUAGUAGGAAGCCAGAGGACGCACUGGGUGCUCUACUGUUACCACUUCGAUUUGAAUAUGUCGAAUUUACACGCAUCGAAGACGUAGAAUUGCUGCAUUUAGUUGUGGAAGAGCCAUUACAAUUUUUAAACGCCGCUAAAUAUUGCACAUAUUCGCUUAUUCGCGACCAUAUUAAACUAGCUGGGAGUACAGGAGACGCUGCUGGUGGUCUUAAAUCCAUCGAUAUUGAUCAGGUGCAUAUUCAGCUGCGCUUUAUAGGAUUGCCUCAGCAGGAAGAUUUGCAUUUUGCACCUUUUAAGAAUUGUUGGCCGCCAGGACUAUCGUGGACAACUGGGAUUUUGUCGGCAAUCUCCGAACCCAAAGUUGAAGUACUACAAUCGACAUGGUAUUGUUCAACCGGAUGCAAUCGAAAUAAAAUAAAAUCGGAGUCAACUGAUGCACCUACAUGCAACAGUUGUGGACGU
Rhagoletis zephyria (snowberry fruit fly) is the source of this 573-nucleotide messenger RNA. RefSeq lists its product as uncharacterized. NCBI's taxonomy places the organism in Eukaryota, Metazoa, Arthropoda, Insecta, Diptera, Tephritidae. The record is from RefSeq and is a predicted model, not a curated record.